This is a messenger RNA of Drosophila rhopaloa, 8471 nucleotides long. It is a transcript of the gene Usp10, whose product is annotated as mediator of RNA polymerase II transcription subunit 15a. Gene Ontology annotation, cellular component: cytosol; nucleus. NCBI's taxonomy places the organism in Eukaryota, Metazoa, Arthropoda, Insecta, Diptera, Drosophilidae. Gene Ontology annotation, biological process: protein deubiquitination; regulation of autophagy; DNA damage response, signal transduction by p53 class mediator. The record is from RefSeq and is a predicted model, not a curated record. Gene Ontology annotation, molecular function: cysteine-type deubiquitinase activity; cysteine-type endopeptidase activity.
GAUGUGCGACAACCCUGGCAGCAGGAAAAGGUUCUUCGGCCCAAACGAAAAAUAAAGAACGAUAAAACUUUUUGUGGGCCCGCAGCAAAAAGGAUCGCCAGCGAAGAGAGAGUGCCGUGCCAACCGGUAAACUCUCGACCCCGUGACGUGUGACCCCGCGAGCGUGCGUGUUUCAGUGUUAAUUUGUUGGAGCAGCAAAAUCGGAGCAGGCAGCGUGUAAAAACUUGCGGAAUUAUCGUGGCACCGCUCGGAGAAAGAGAGAGAGAGAGUAAGAGAAGAGAGAGAUUGCCGCACGCAUAAAAUAUGAUCAAAUUGCAAAAUUGAUUUCAAUUGGCCACUCAACAAAAGCAAACAUCAAGUUCAAUGUUUGGCGCCUGCUGCGACUCUUGAGACUCGAUUAAGCCACAAAUAAUACCGAUCAGGAUCUGAGCCAAGUUCCGAACUGAGGCUUUUUGGCCAUGGCACAGCAAACGCAGCCGCAGCAACAGGCAGCGCCGCCCACGUCGACGCCGGCCUCUACGGCGGCGGUUUCUGGAGCAGCAGGUGGAGGAGCAGGUGGCGGAGCAGCCACGCCCAUCUCAACGCCCUCGACGCCACAGCCGGCUGGAGUGAGCUGUCCGCUCAGCAACAACAACAACAACAACCUGGUUUCGCCAUCCGGGAAUAACAAUCUACUGACGCCCGUCCAGGCCUUUACUCCGGCCGGACAGCCCGUGUACAAUCCACAAGUGUACAUGUCCGCCCAUGGAGGACAUCCGCAUGCUGGAGCCCACUAUCCGGCCAUGAUCCCCGCUCCGACGCCCAGCAGCACUGCUGUCUACGUGAACAACGUCACUGCCAAUGUGAAUCUGCAUGGCUGGCCGCACGGGGUUCCCACUUAUCUGCAGGCUGGAGGUCAGCACCACUACAUCGGGCACGGCGACAUGCCGCAGGAGCAGGGCAACACCGUGAUGCCGCAUCUGCAGUCCUUGCCCAUCAACUUGACUGCCCAGGGCGGCUCUCCGAAUCCCCACACUCCUGGAAUGUGCGGAGGACGUCCGCGUCCCCGCGGUCGCCCUCGUGGUGGCGGUGGACCGCGACGCAAUGACUACCACGGGCCACGUCAUCUCCAGCAGCCACAGCAGCAGCAGCUGAUUACCCUGCCGCCGCAGCAGCAACUGCCUCCGCCGGAUGGAUCCAAUCCCGGAUUGCAACUCCAGGCCGAUCAGAUUGGUCAGCAGAUGCCGCCGCCCGAGGCCCAUAUGCAGCACCUGCCGCAGUACUACCCUGCUCCACAUACCUACGCUUACGGGCCAUAUCCCUCGCCCUACUUUGCACCACAGCAUGCGAAUCUGCAGCCUCCUCCGAAUCCCACUGCUGCCCAACAGGCCACCGGAUCACCGCUCUUCAUCUCCGGUCCGGUUAUGUACAAUCAUGCGUGGUUCAAUCCCGGUGGGUACAUCUAUCCCAUGAUACAUCCGUCUGAGUAUCAGUUCGUCCCGGAAGAUGCUGGGCAGCCUGGAGUGGAUGAGCGUGUCGCUCAGCAGGAUGGAGGAAUGACCCAAAUCUGGCACACGGCCCCCAUGUUCGCCGAGGAUUUCGAAGCGCUCCAGCAGCAGCAGCAACAACAGCAGCAGCAACAGGUUGCUAUGCAUCCCAAUGGCGGAGUCGCACAUGUGGUCGAUGAGCUCAACCACAACAGCUCCUCGCUGCCCUCCUCGGAAACGUCCAGCAUGCUCAGUCCGAAUUACCCCAUCUACGAUCCCCAGAUGCAAGAGAUCCAACACCAGAUGGGUGUGAUGCAGAUCUAUGACGACGGUCAGAUAGCCGCCCUGCAGCCCAUUCACCCAGGAGCAGUUCCUGUGCAGUACGAAGACGAGCUUGCUGAGUGCGGAGCUCCUCCACCUGGCGCUAUUCCGGUGGCCUGGACUGCUGCCAUGCCCUUGGCACCGGAUGGCGUCCAGCCAGCUCUGCUGCCCCCGCCGCAUCACAUCUUGCAGCAAACAUCGCCCGUGUUAAUCGAGCAGGCUCAUCCUCCGCAGCCCCCAACACCAACUCCUCAACAGCAACAACCCCAUCAGGAGCAAAUGGUUGACAAGAGUUUGAUAAACAACAACAACGAGGUGGCCUUGGAAGAAAAGUUGGCCAAGGAGAAGCAGCAGCAAAUCGAAUUGGAGUUCCACCAGCAACAACAGGAGCAAUUGCAGCAGCAGCAACAACAACAGCAGCUUCAGCAACAGCAGCAGCAAGAAAUACAGCAGCAACAUCAGCAGCAGCAACAGCAACAUCAACAAUUACCGCCGCUUCAAGUCGAAAAACCUCCAACAAAAGUGCCAAACCUUGUAGUAGCUACAGUGGCACCUCAAUUACAACAGCCUCCACCACUGCAGCAACAGCAGCAUCAACCUGCACCACAGCAACAUCAGCAGCAGCAAACAUCACCGGUCGUGGUGCCGCCACAGCAGCAGCAACAACCACCGCAGCAGACCAGCUACCAUGAGCCACAUCAAAUCCCGCAGCAGCAACAGCAGCAGCAACAACAACCGCAGCCCCAGCGCAAGCCACCGCAGCAAUAUAAUCAAUCCCAGCAGCAACAGGUACGUCGCAAGUUCUCAUCGGAGUACAAUCACCAUCACCAUCAGCACGGCAGCAGCGAUACAGGCAUCCAGACUACCAAGACGAUGUCCUGGACCAAUUCCGCCCAGCACAAAAAGUCCACACAAUCGGUUUCGGUCACUGCUUCGCCCAAUAGUGUGAACAAUGGAUCGGGAGUGGGUGUUGCAAGUGGCCCGGCGGGCAAAUCCAACUACAGUCACACCACAAAGACAUUCACCAACCAGCAGCACUACCAGCAGCAGCAGCAACACUACCAAAAUCAGAGCAACUAUAACAACAACAGCGGUGGCAGCAGCAGCAACAAUAGUAGCACCAGCUCGAGCAGCAGCAACAAUCAGCCGCAGGUGCGCAACUACGGCACCAUGAAGGUGCCCUCAUCGCCAGUGGCCAGUACAGCGCCAACGCUGGAGCGCAAAAACAGCCAACAGGGAGCAGCCCCACCGCCAGUAGCACCUGCAACUGCAACGCCUGUGGCACUCACAACGGCAACUACCUCAACGGCCAGCAUUACGGCUACCCCAAAUCAAUUCCUACAGGAGACCAGCAACAUUAGUGCACCAGUAGUUGCCCCGCAGCAACAGCAGCAGCAGACUGUACCCCAGCAACAUCAGCCUGCACCACAGCAACAUGUGCCCACAGCAGCAGCAGCUCCACCAACCAAAUCGUACAGCACCUAUGCUACUAAGAAGCAUCAGGGCCAUGAAACCGUGGCCUUGAGCUCCGUGGUGUCCUCCAGUUCCUCAUCGAACCCGCAACCACCGCUCAAUCUUGCCCCACCUGCCCCGCCAGCAUCACAGAACAGCAGCGACAGUGCCCAGCUUUCGUGGGCCAGUUUGUUUGCCAGUAGCAAGCCCGUGGCCAAGGUGGCGCCCUAUGAGGCCAGCAAACCUGUGCAGCAGCAACCACAACCAGUGCUCCAAUUGGCUCCACCGCAGCCAGUCCAAGUGGCAGCUGCCGCUCCAGUUCUUCAGCAGGCAACACCGCCGCAGAACUUGCCCCUGCCCACGGCUCACCAGCAGUCGCAGUUGCCAGCUCCUGUGCCGGCGCCAAUCACUCCGCUGAUCACCCCAGGCGCACUCUCCUAUUCGGCAGCAUCGGCUCAGGCUGUUCCUGCUCCCAGUCCCGCCUCCGCUUCCGUCAAGCCCCUGAAGCCGGAACCUUUGCGUCCGGUGCAGCAACAAUUGGAUGAGUGGACCAACAAGUACGCCGAGUACCUGACACGCCACAAGACCAACCUGGCGGCGAUUAGCCUGCGUCCACGGGGACUGACCAACAGGUCCAACUACUGCUACAUCAACUCGAUCCUGCAGGCCCUGCUCGGCUGCUCGCCGUUCUACAACCUGCUGCGCUCCAUUCCCAAGCAGGCAGCUGUCUUAAGCGAGGUCAAAACGCCCACGGUGAAUGCCAUGAUGUCUUUUAUGACCAACUUUUCAUCGCUACCCAGCGGACUGCGCUUGCGCUUGAACAACCUAAACAAGGGAUCUCAAAGCAAGGGCAAGGAUGAGUUUAUUGGCUCAGAUCUGCAAUGCGACAUGGCCUUUGAACCCACAGAUAUCUACAAGUUGUGGAACGACAGUCGCGAGGAGCAUGUCGAAGGUCGCCAGGAAGAUGCCGAGGAAUUUCUGGGAUAUGUGCUAAACAAGCUCAACGAUGAGAUGUUGGAGGUGAUUAAACUGAUUGACAAACCCACCUCUCAGCAAAAUGGUCAGGAGCCACCAGAGCCAGAAGAUGGCGGCGAUGUCUGGCAGAUGAUUUGCAACAAUCGUAACAAGGGCAGUGUCACCCGCCAAACCGACUUCGGACGCACUCCCAUAAGUGAAAUCUUCCGAGGAGAACUGCGUUCCCGGCUGCAACGAGAGGGAGAACACUCCACGGAUGUGAUUCAGCCUUUCUUUACGCUUCAAUUAAACAUCGAAAAAGCUGCAUCCGUGAAGGAGGCGCUGGAGAUCCUGGUGGGUCGCGAUCAGCUGGAGGGCGUCACCGGCAGCAAGACCAAGCAGGAGGUGGUGGCCUGGCAGCAAAUGACGCUGGAGAAACUGCCCGUCGUCCUGAUAUUGCAUUUAAAGUACUUUGAUUACCGCUCUGAUGGGUGCACAAAGAUUUUGAAGAAGGUGGAGUUCCCCGUGGAACUAAAGAUUGAUGCCAAAAUCCUCGGCUCGAAGAAGACCUCGCAGAAGCAGCGCGCCUACCGUCUGUUUGCGGUUGUCUAUCACGACGGCAAGGAGGCCUCAAAGGGCCACUACAUCACGGACGUGUUCCACACGGGCUACAACAGCUGGCUGCGCUACGACGACAGCUCGGUGAAGCCGGUCAGCGAGAAGCACGUUCUCCAGCCGCACACGCCGCGGGUGCCUUAUCUUCUCUACUACCGCCGCUCCGAUACUCUGCCCCCGCAGCAGCAUCAGCAAUCCCAGCAGCAGACCACCAACGGCGGUGGAUCAGGAGCUGGCGGCGGAGUGUUGGGCAGCUCCUCCUCAUCGAAUGCCGGGGACAACAAGUGAAAGCCAACCGCAACGGGGCGUUGUAAAAUACAUCAGAACUUUAAGUGUUAGGCGAUAGACCAUAUAUAUUUUUGUGUCAGUGCGUGUGAGCGAGAGUGCGAGUUUGGUUUUAUAUGCAUAUACAUAUACAAAUUAACAAUUAGAUAUAUUCGAGCGGUAUAUAUUUAAGCCCAAAGUCCAAAGCGCAUGUCCGUGUGUAAGAGUGCGAUUGUGUGAGAAAGAAACUUAGCUCUAAGCUAGACUAGAAUUAAGUUGAGCAGAAACAUAAGCAGCAACAAAACUCGUUGAAACGAAAACUUUGUACAAAGAGUAGGAGGAACGGAAGAACUCUGUAAACUAAACAGCGAGCAAAUUAUCAUAUAGUGUUAAAUCUACGAACUCCUUCAGCAAAGCGAAACUCCCCCAUUUAUCUGAGGCACAAAAAGGUCUCCCAGCCGUUAUACGUAGUGAGUGUGCAUAGCUGUUAGGAAAGCCCCCAAAUACACUAGAAUUUUUUUCGAUAUGUUAUGACAAACGCUUAGAGCUGUAAAUAUACACAAAUAAUCAUAUAUUGUAGUUGAUCAGUUUCGCGACAUGCAGCAUGCAUUUAAACAAACCAACCCAGCAACAAUAUAUCGGAUGCUUUGAAUAUGCUUUAAUGAAAUAUACAUUUAGAACCAGGGUAUUUUCGACACAAAGAGUAAAUACAGGCAGUGGUGGUCAUAGUAAUAGCCGAAUAAAUCUCGAAAUCUACAGGCCAAAUUGUGUUAGUUUGUAAACGGUCUGGAAGAUCAAAUUUAGGUUGAAUAUUUCCUUACUAAAAUCUUAUUUUGUUUAACGAGUUUUGCUCAUAUCGAAGCCGCAAAACAUUUGAACGUCAGCCUGCAAUAUUUUAAAUGAAAUUGAAAGUAAAGAACUAAAAAUGUAAUCUUCAAGGCUAUUAUUAUUUGGACCACAACUGUGCGUUUCAUUAUUUUGUACACGUUUAAAAGCAGAUAAUAAGUUAACAGCGCGGUAAUUUUGUAAUUUAUUUUAUAUGUUGUUUAGUUUUACAUGCAAUCAAUUAAGGACAGGCAGAUUCAUAUAUAUAUACAAAACUUGUUAUUCAUAGUUAGUGAAACUUUUUUGGGAAUUGUCCCUGGCUUGGAUUCGUUGUUUGCCUUGAUGAUAUUCGAGUUCUAUUUAACUUUUCUUAGGUCUAGAGCAUUUAGUUUGUACAUCAUGUUAGAGAAUUCUGUUGGGAUUGAAACACAAGAUUUGAAAGGGAAAAAAUAAAAAUGUGUAAUGGGGUCAGAACUAAAACUAAUCAAUCAUACUAGUUGAUAGCUAUCUAACAAACGUAUACACCCAUAUAUAUUUUCUUAAGCUAUAAAAACGCAUAUAUAUUAUUUAUAGAUAUCGUGCCAAUGUUAAAACAUCUAAAAAUUUACAAAAAAAAAAAAAGGAAUUUGAAUAAGAAAAGCUAAAUAACUUGUCAAAGCUUUGUAUAGUCAGCGGCUAAACGAGAAAGGAAUAUAUUCAAUUAAUCAAUUAAGAAUUACGUAUCUUAAAAUCUAUUUGGGGAUUUACUAAAAUUUUCAGUGACUUUAAAAACAAUAGUUUGGGCGUCAAAACAUGGUAACGGAAUAUGUUUCUAUACAAUUUCAUUGCAUACUUUUGGACCGUCGUGCUAUAAUUUUUUGGAGACUGAAAAUUUUUGAGAUCUUCAUUGAUCAUGGGUAUGCGUGACUUUCCCGCAGGAAAAGUGUUGGCUCUUAAAUGGAUUGUGAUCCCAUAAUCUACUUAAGUGCCAGGACUUCAGUGGGGAAAGCGGAAAUCUUGAAAUAUAAUAAAGAAAUAUUAAUAAGCUAAUCGUAUACUAGAGAAAUGCAUUGACAUAUUUAACGUAUAUUAUGAAUAGGACAGAAAGCGAAACCAUAAAUAUAAAUCUACAUAUAUAUAUAUUUUGAUGUUAUACAAUUAUGAACUAAUUGUAAGCCAAAUUAUAGGAAAACAUUUUUUAUAGAAACGUGUACGCGUCAGCGUUUUGCUAGUUACAAAUAGGUUCCUAAAACUUUACGAAAAAGCAAAAAAAAAAAGUUAUAAUAACAAUAAAUUGAUACAACCACAAAACGUAACGAAAUGUUGAAGCAGAGAAAGCAAAAAAUAUUAAAAAAUAUUAAUACUGAUAUAUGUAGUUUAAAGCCAAGCUUAACCCAUAAACACUAAAAUAAAACUGAAAACAAACAAACCUACAAAACAUAUAAAUUUAUAAAUCCAAUUUAUAUAAAAACCAAGCAAAGCAAAGAAUGAAAAAGAUUGAAAAAAGUUGAAUUACCAAUUACAUAUAUUUUUGCAAGCGAAAUUAAAAUGUCAAACAUAAACGAAAAAACAUGUAGGAUUAAUAAUACAACUAAAGACGUAAAAUUGUAACAUUUUGGAUAUAUUCAUGUAUUAAUUUUUUUUGUCAUAUUUGUUAUGUAAUUUAUGGAAUACUCCAAAAUAGGAUUUGUUUAUUCUUAUUUUAAAACUAAUUUUAUAAUUAAACCAGCACUAAUUGUUUUGUCCAACCCGAAGAGUGUGUUUUAAAACUAUUUUGAAAACGGAAUCGAAAACUGAAUUUAUUUCAUAUUUAACCAUUUAUCUUUUAUUUUGUAAAAACCACUUACUGCCUAAUAGUCUUCAAACGCACUGUUCCUAUGUCCUACUUUUUUUUUGUAUAACCAAAACAUGAUUUUUCAUAAUUUUUGUAAUAUUCUUUUACAUUUUGUUGUCCUUGAUUUAUGUAUUUCAUAAUUUCUAAGUAGUUUCUAAGGCUGUGUAACUAACUAAAAAUAAGUACUAACACUUUUUGCGUAUGGUCAGGUGUGGAGCGGGAUCAUUACUCACGAUUGUUGUAAAUGAGUUUGCCGGACAAUUUUUGUUUAUUUCGCCACGUUUUCCUAUUUUUGAGGCCUCUGGCGACAGGCUCCUCCGAUAAACAGAAAUUGGCAAGUGCACUUACUAAACGUAUAAUGAGGAAUAGCGUUUAAUCGGGGAAGAAAUCGGAAUAAUAGAGCAGCUCUAAGUAAGUUUAGCCAGCAGACAAACUAAUAUUAAACGUUUUGUAACCAAGUUUUCUAAGGCCAGGGAUGAGUGGAAAGAAAAGCGCUGGCCAAAAAAAACGAGAAUAACAAGACACUAGAUGUUUAACAAUGCGAAAUGAUUAACAAAACAAACUGAAGUGAAAUAAUUAGUCCACAUUUAGUCUAAAGAAACCAUGCUAAAGUAAAUCUACAAACUAAAACGAAUUCAGUUGUACUAAGUAAAUGUAACAAGCGGAUAAUAUUGUACCAUGGAAAGCAAAAACAUAAACAAAUGAAAUGAAACAUUAUCUAGCAAUAAAAUAAAAUGAGUGAUUUCAUUGCCACAAGCAAA